Messenger RNA from Ostrea edulis (European flat oyster), 2592 nucleotides. RefSeq lists its product as uncharacterized. NCBI's taxonomy places the organism in Eukaryota, Metazoa, Mollusca, Bivalvia, Ostreida, Ostreidae. The transcript is spliced from 7 exons. The coding region runs from base 300 to 1331 and encodes 343 amino acids. The record is from RefSeq and is a predicted model, not a curated record.
UUUAAUUAUAACGAUUUGAAUAUAGACACCUACAUGAAAAUAGUUAAAAUUCAUAGAAAGAAACUGCAAAUAUUUCAAUUUUUGGACAAAAGAAGGAUACGAAUGGACUUCUCUGGUUUUCUUCUAAUAUUGGCUUUUCAAUAGAUAAAAUGAAAGUGGAUUAUUUCUGGGAUUUAAUUUUUUGCCAUAAAUAGACUUCUUUUGAUACAAUUCGUCAUGAAAUACCAUAUCUGAUAUAUACCAGGAAAGUAAUGUUUCAACUUUCAUUUGAACACGCUUCGUAGGAGAGGUUUUCAGUGAUGAGGUUGUUGUUUCUGACUUUGAUGAUAGGGAUGGAAAGGACUUUAUCGUACCAUAUAACUCUGAAAAACAACGAAUCGGGAAGAUUUGUCUACCCAGGGAACACUGGAGGCCAUUUGUAUUGCACAGUCUGUCAGACCGGGAAUAAUGACGUUGACAACCGAGUUCAUCAAGAGCCUACAUGUGUGAGGCAAAACUUUAAGGUGCUAAUGCCGAACAACGGUGCCUACCCAAUCUGCAAGGAGGGCGUAAACGGUAGCGUCAUUCCAGGCUGUGGUCCUUUACCGACGUCACGUGAUCUGUCCUGGAAAACAGAUUCCGGAAGACCCAUUCAGGAGAACAGUACGGUGUAUGAAGUAUAUUACCCGAAAUGUCGUCUGCCAGGUAAACUGAACCGGAAGCUCAUGAGUGUUCGGUGUGGGGAGGAUCUAACAUGGGACGUGGACCCUUCGGGAAUCGCAUGUCGCUACGGAUGUGGGCCACUCCCGAACAAAUACGAAUGGAAAAUUCAAAAUGGCGAUGAUGCUGGAAAUUAUAGUUUGACAGGAAAAACCUACGUGCCUGUGUGUGCCACAGGACUAAGGGCAAGCGGACUACUCCACUGCAAUGAGAGUAAUAAGUGGGCGGAACCUCCGUCCUCCGUAAAAUGCACACCUACUCCUAAGCAGCUUACAAGUGGAAAAACCUACGUGCCUGUGUGUGCCACAGGACUAAGGGCAAGCGGACUACUCCACUGCAAUGAGAGUAAUAAGUGGGCGGAACCCCCGUCCUCCGUAAAAUGCACACCUACUCCUAAGCAGCUUACACGUGAAGGUUCCGGUUGUACUGAUGAAACUUGCAUUAUUGGGAUCUGCUCUGCACUUCUGUUUCUAGUGAUUGUGGUGAUAGUGUUGGCUUUUAUCUGUUUUAAAAGACGCAAGAAGACGCCUGUUCGUAGUGAUUCACUGGAAAUGAGGACAUACUCCGACUCGUGUGAAGUAGAACAUUGUGAAACACGGGAAGAGGUUUCGCCUCUGACAUCUAAACACUGAAACAUGACGGAACAUCAACCGAAUACCUUGACUAAUUUAUUUGUAAUAAUUGUCACAAAAUUCUAGAAUUUCAUGUUUGAAAAUAGCAACAACUACUACAACAAACAAAACAACAACACCCCACCCCUGAAUUAGUGCUUUUUUGGUCUGUAUUUACGUAGGAUUUACACUCUUUUAUUCUAACAGGAAGGGGAAGUGAUCUCAAAUUCUAACAGGAAGUGACCUAUCGGAGGCAUGGUGUUUAGGAUGUGCAAAACAGUGUACAGACUGUCAUACAGGAUAAACUGGUAAAAAAGACCUGAACUGCGUUCAAGACCUUAGCGGUUAGCCUAGCUGCUUGGCUAGGUAUCUAGGUUUAUUGAACGCAUUGUAUGAAUCAAUGCUUGUUAUCACUACGUAGGGCUAGCCUAGAUGUAGCAACAACCACGCUCGCUAGGUGGCGCGUCAUGUUUUAUUUUUAUUUCUACAGGAAAAGUGGGACGAGGUUCCACCCUAUUUUUUACGGGCUAGUAUGGAUAAACCUAGAGCCUAGGAAUGAUGCGAAGUUGAUCGUUCGGAUCUAAAAUAGCUAUAUUUAGCGUAUCUCACGUGAUUAGGCACAUUCCAGAAAAUCCCUUUGAGAUUGAAGCGAUUAAUCAGAGCGAGUAUAUGUAAACAUUGACUUAACGGUGAAAUACGCAACAAAGAGUGACAUAUUAAUACAUUUUAUGCAUGAAUAAAUUAUACUGAGGUCAAACAUGGACGAUAAUUACCCGUGUUCAUAUAGUAUUUGAUUGAUUUAGAUAUCCAGGGAAAGAUAACUCCCAUUAUUAACGUACUCACAACGUACCGGUGGUAUACAUUAAUACAAUGUUUAUACAUUUCUGAAUGAUGAGUGAAUCUUUAUUUUCAUCAGAAUCUUUUCCAUCACACUCACAGACCAGGUCCCCAUACCCCUGCCAUGUCAAUCUGUGACUGAUAGCAGUGCGGUAUUUAAUUUGAUAUAGUCUAGAGGAAAUUCGAAAUAUGGUAGUGACAUUUCUUCCUCACUGAAUUUGCUGGAUUUUUAGCGUUUAAAGAAAAGUGGGGUAUGGACUGGGGGGUUAAAAAUGCUAUUUGCCAAAUUUUCAACAAUAUUAAUUACAAGGCAAGGCAAAAGGGGUCAUAAGCUACAGAUGAUGCAAUUUUCUUAAUUAGUGACUUACUUACAGAUAAAUCAGGGACCUAUAUACUAGUUAGUAUAUAGGUCCCUGGAUGAAUAAAGUAACUUACAAAUAUUUUA